Messenger RNA from Sinocyclocheilus anshuiensis, 1082 nucleotides. Its product is annotated as calcipressin-3-like. The transcript has 5 exons. The record is from RefSeq and is a predicted model, not a curated record. Gene Ontology annotation, molecular function: calcium-dependent protein serine/threonine phosphatase regulator activity; nucleic acid binding. Gene Ontology annotation, biological process: calcium-mediated signaling. Gene Ontology annotation, cellular component: nucleus; cytoplasm. The coding region runs from base 588 to 1082 and encodes 164 amino acids. NCBI's taxonomy places the organism in Eukaryota, Metazoa, Chordata, Actinopteri, Cypriniformes, Cyprinidae.
UAUUAAGGAAACAUAUGUACAGUACAGACUCGGAUUCUGCUUGUGCAAGUCAAGAUAACAACAGGCGGUCAAAUUAAUUAUCAGUGGUUUCGACGGCCGGUGAAAACGUAUGCGUACUGAGCACUGCGACAGUCAUUUUUAUCUUAUUGAUAUACUGCUAUAUGAAGGAUAGCAGUUGCAUCGAAUAAAAUGUUUCACUUAGUUGUUUUUAAUUACAAAACGUUCAAAAUUAGUUAAUUCAUGUGGUAAAAAUGAAUAUGUCAAAGAUAAUCCAUAAUGCAUUCUGAUGUAAUACACCAAACAGUGCAGGUUGAGUCCUCUGUCGCACGCCAUCAAUCCCUGCUGUCAAUCUCCCGCGAAUUCGAAUCCCAUUGGCUGAUUAUGAGAUACACCUAAAUGUCAUUGGUCAUUCCUCACUGUCACUUGUCGUUUUGAUUGCAUACGACGAAUUUACUGUUUAAAUGAAAAGACGUAUUUCUAAUUGAGAUUAACAAUAUUCCAUUGUUGUAUUCAAGUGUAUGUGCCGCGGAUCUUAAAGUGGAUGGCCUCUUGCCCGGUCAUCGAUUUCGGGCAAAGAUUACUGUGGAAUGAUGCGUGAGGGUUGGAAAUUGUGGAGCAACAGCUCAGAGGGUCACAGCAGCGAUCCCGAAGAGGAGGAUGAAGAAGAGAUGGCGUUCGGAGAGAUUGAGGAAGACUCCGAGGAGAUGAUGGACUUGAGUGAUCUACCUACAGCUCUGUUUGUCUGCAGCGUGCAUGAGGCUGUGUUCGAGGAGGACAGGCAGAGGGAGCGGUUUGAGGCUCUGUUCAGGAUUUAUGAUGAUCAGACGACCUUCCAGAUGUUCAAGAGUUUCAGAAGAGUUCGGAUCAGCUUUAGUACUCCAGAGGCUGCUGCACGCGCACGCAUCGAGCUCCAUGAAUCCGAUUUCAGCGGCACUAAACUAAAACUGUACUUCGCACAGGUGCAGAAUUCAGGGGACAAUGUGGACAAGACAUACCUUGCCCCACCUCAACCUGUCAAGCAGUUCCUCAUCUCUCCACCUGCGUCCCCACCUGUGGGAUGGAGAAAUGGAUUUCACCAAUGA